Messenger RNA from Malurus melanocephalus (red-backed fairy wren), 3867 nucleotides. It is a transcript of the gene SEZ6, whose product is annotated as seizure related 6 homolog. NCBI's taxonomy places the organism in Eukaryota, Metazoa, Chordata, Aves, Passeriformes, Maluridae. The record is from RefSeq and is a predicted model, not a curated record. Gene Ontology annotation, cellular component: dendritic spine; dendritic shaft; neuronal cell body. Gene Ontology annotation, biological process: synapse maturation; regulation of dendrite development. Bases 1 to 3012 code for a protein of 1003 amino acids. The transcript is spliced from 17 exons.
AUGGGCCCGCCGCCCGCGCUGCUCCUGCCGCUCCUCGCCGCGCUGCUCCGCGCCCCGGCACACGGUAAGCGCCGGCCGACACCCCGGCUCACCCCCGCCGCGCACACCGACCACCCCUCGGUACCGGGUGGCCUCAACCCGCCUCCGCCGCCRCCAAACUUUGCCAACUCGCGCUCGCCCCCCGGUUUCAACGGGCUGGCGAGGAAGACCGGGGAGAGCGCUGAGGUGGAGCCGACGGCGCUGCCCACGCCGGCGGAGCGGGAGGCAGAGGCUCGCUUUGUGAGCACGGCGCCCACGCUCAAGAUCCUCAACCACCACCCGCUGCUGGAGGACCUKCUGCACGAAGCCUUCCUGAAGAAGGAUUACCUGGCCCAGGCGCCGUUCCUGCCCGCUGGCGCCGGCCCCCUCCUCCCCGCCGGUGCCCUCCAGCCRGCCCCUGGACCCCCAGAACCCGAGCCUACACCCCGCACACCUGCCCUGCCCCGGCCCGCCUUCCCCACUGACCCGCUAACCACGCCAGCCGGGCGUGCCGGGCCAUGGGGGGAGGCGUGGGGGGCUGUGCCGGGGGCAGACCCCUCGUGGUCCCCCCCYGGGGUGCCAGAGUCGAGCACUGCAUCCCCCAGCCAGGCACCCACCACGGCCGGCACAUCCCUGGCACCCCGCACCGGGGCUGCUGCCGUGCCCGGGGAUGAGGAGGGGACCACCACCACCUCCACCAUYACCACCACCACUGUCACCACRCUGCAGGGGCCAGCUCCCUGCAACCGGACGCUGGCGGGUCCCGAGGGCUGGCUGGUGUCCCCAGAGCCAACCGGUGUCGCCUAUGAUGGCAGCCUGGACUGCACCUACACCAUCUCUGUCUACCCUGGCUAUGGCGUGGAGCUCAAGGUAGAGAAYAUCAGCCUGGCAGAAGGGGAGACGCUGACGGUGGAGAGCGCGGCGGGCCUGGAGCCCAACCUCCUGGCCAAUGAAUCCUUCCUGCUGCGGGGCCAGGUCAUCCGCAGCCCAGCCAACCUCCUCACCCUCCGCUUCCAGAGCCCCCGGCCCCCCAGCCCUGGAUCCUACCACUUUCACUACCAAGCCUACCUGCUGAGCUGCCCCUUCCCGGCACGGCCGGCUUUCGGGGAGGUGUCGGUCAGCAGCCUGCACCCUGGUGGGGAUGCCCGGUUCCGCUGCUCCACGGGAUACCAACUGCAGGGCGCCCGCCGGCUCCUCUGCCGCAACGCCACCCGUCCCUUCUGGAGCGCCCGCGAGCCCCUCUGUCUCGCGGCGUGUGGUGGGGUGAUCCGGAACGCCACGGUGGGACGCAUCGUCUCGCCCGGCUUUCCUGGGAACUACAGCAACAACCUGACGUGCCACUGGCUACUGGAGGCGCCAGAUGCCCACCGCCUGCACCUGCACUUCGAGAAGGUGUCACUGGCGGAGGAUGAUGACAGGCUCAUCAUCCGCAACGGCAACAAUGUGGAGGCACCGCCGGUGUACGACUCCUACGAGGUGGAGUACCUGCCCAUCGAGGGGCUGCUCAGCACCGGGCGCCACUUCUUCGUGGAGCUCACCACCGACAGCAGYGGGGCCGCCGCGGGCAUGGCGCUGCGCUACGAGGCCUUUGAGCAGGGACACUGCUACGAGCCCUUCGUCAAGUAUGGGAACUUCACGACCAGUGAUCCCCGGUAUCCUGUGGGCACCACGGUGGAGUUCAGCUGUGACCCYGGCUACACCCUGGARCAGGGCUCCACCAUCAUCGAGUGCGUUGACCCCAAUGACCCGCAGUGGAAUGAGACAGAACCAGCGUGCCGCGCGGUGUGCAGCGGGGAGCUGACAGACACGGCCGGAGUGGUGCUGUCGCCCAACUGGCCAGAGGCGUACGGCAAGGGCCAGGACUGCAUCUGGGGGCUGCACGUGGAGGAGGACAAGCGCAUCAUGCUGGAYGUCCGCGUGCUGCGGCUGGGCUCGGGGGACAUGCUGACCUUCUAUGAUGGGGACGACCUGACGGCGCGGAUCCUGGGCCAGUACACGGGCGCCCGUGGCCGCUUCAAGCUCUACGCGUCCACUGCCGAUGUCACCGUCCAGUUCCAGUCUGACCCCGGGGCUGGUGCCUUUGCCUAUCGGCAGGGCUUUGUCAUCCACUUCUCCGAGGUUCCCCGUAACGACACCUGCCCCGAGCUGCCGGAAAUCGCCAAUGGCUGGAAGACAUCCUCACAGCCAGAGCUUCUCCACGGCACAGUGGUCACCUUCCACUGCUACCCYGGCUUCCAGCUGAUCGGCACUGACCUCCUGAUGUGUCACUGGGACCUGACGUGGAGCGGUGACCUGCCCUCCUGCGAGCGGGUGACAACCUGCCGGGACCCCGGGGAUGCUGAGCACAGCCGCAGGGUGGUCUCCAACCCUAAAUUCCCGGUGGGAGCCACCGUGCAGUACGUCUGCGACAAGGGGUAUGUCCUGGCCGGCGCCGGGACCCUCACCUGCCACGACCGCGCUGCGGGGGGACCCAAGUGGAGCGACCGCCUCCCUAAAUGCAUCCCGGAGACGUACGAGCCCUGCCACAACCCCGGCGUGCCGGCGGGCGGGCGGCAGAACCCGGAGCGGCGGCUGUACCCGGCGGGAGCCACCCUACACUUCUCCUGCACGGCCGGCCGGGCGCUGCUGGGCGAGGGCAGCCUGCGCUGCCUGCCCGGGCACCCUUCGCGCUGGAGCGGCUCCCCUCCCAUCUGCAAGGCGGCCUCCUACGAUGAGUUUUACAGCAACCGCAACCUGGACGCUGUGGCCAAGGCCGUGCCCUCGGGGACAACGCUGGAGGGCACCAACGUUGCCAUCGCUGUCUUCCUGCCCGUGCUCGUGGUGGCCCUGCUCAUCGGGGGCAUUUAUCUCUACUUCUCCAAGUUCCAGGGGAAGCCGGCSCUGCAGCUGCCCCUCGCCGGCUCUCACCCCUAUGACCACAUCACCGUGGAGUCGGCUUUUGACAAUCCCACCUACGAGACAGGAGACACGAGGGAAUAUGAGGUGUCCAUCUAGGUGUGGGCAGCGUGGAGCUGGGCGCUGCAGCCACCCCUCCCGGGCCCCCCCGUGCCCACCGGCCCCCGGCACGGGCUGGGAACACCUCUCCCAAGGAGAUUCAAGCCGAGCGCUUGGCAGGACCCACCUGGGCACCGGCCACCCCUCURCCACCCCCCCAAUCCACCCGGACCCCCGUGGGCUCUGCCCGAGCCCCACUGUCACCCAGCCCCCCGCACUGGGCUCAUGACAGGCUGAGCCAGUGGGGGUCCCUGGACCCCAUCCUGCCCCCCCGGCCCCCGAGCCAGCGAGGGUCGCUGGACCCUAUCCUGCCCUUCGGGCUCCAUCCUUGCCCCCAGCCCCCCGCAGGGGGAAAAUAGCAGUCCCCACAGUCCCCGCGAUGGAGAAGUGACACAGGCAGGGGGAGCAGCACUGUGGGGACCCCCAGGURAGGACAGGACUCCCCGGGGAGGGGACAAAGCCCCGGGGGGUGGGCGAGGGGCUUGGGUAACCCUCCCGCCCUCGCCCCCCACCCAGCACAGGGCUGGUCCCCCCGCACCCCCGUGUCUCCCACCACGCAGGGACGUGUCCCCCCCGUGCCCCCAGCAUGCUGCGUGUCCCCCCGGCCCCCGCUUGCUUCGCCCUCCCCGGGGGGAUCCCUUCCGCCACCAGCGCGUCCCCCCUGCGCGUCCCGGCACCCCAGCGCGGCCAGACCCGGAGUGACGGGGUGGGCAGGGGCACCGGACAUGGCUGUGCCCCCCCCUCAACGCGGCGUCCCGCCCGGGCUGGUGACCCCGACCCCCGCCGCCCCCUCGGUCUGGAGGGGACACCGCCCCCCUCCCCAUCUUUUGGUUGUUUCAUUAAUAAAAACUGGUG